This is a messenger RNA of Helianthus annuus (common sunflower), 2168 nucleotides long. Its product is annotated as importin subunit alpha-1. Gene Ontology annotation, molecular function: nuclear import signal receptor activity; protein binding. Gene Ontology annotation, biological process: NLS-bearing protein import into nucleus. The transcript is spliced from 12 exons. The coding region runs from base 163 to 1740 and encodes 525 amino acids. Gene Ontology annotation, cellular component: cytoplasm; nucleus. The record is from RefSeq and is a predicted model, not a curated record. Lineage: Eukaryota; Viridiplantae; Streptophyta; Magnoliopsida; Asterales; Asteraceae.
AAGGACUAAAACAUCAAAUCAACAAAAACUCCACCACUCUACCGUUUAACCUUUCAAAAUCAAAAACUUCUUCGAUUCUCCAUUUUCUCUCUCUACAGAUCUCCUCUCUCUCUCAUCAGGUUUCAAUAAUCAACUGUUCGUGAAAUCAAUCAUUCAUCAAUCAUGUCGCUGAGACCUAGCGCGAGAACCGAGGUUCGCCGGAACCGUUACAAGGUCGCCGUCGACGCGGAGGAGGGACGGCGGCGUAGGGAGGAUAAUAUGGUUGAGAUCCGUAAGAACAAACGAGAGGAAAACUUGCUUAAAAAACGUCAAGUGCUGACGUCAUCACAACCGUUAGUUAACGGUGCUUCUGUUCAAACCGCCACCACAGAGAAAAAGUUAGAAAGCCUCCCUUCUAUGGUUGCUGGAGUUUUUUCUAGUGAGAAUAACAUGCAGUUGGAGGCAACUACUCAGUUUCGUAAAUUGCUCUCGAUAGAACGAAGCCCACCGAUUCAGGAAGUUAUACAAUCGGGGGUUGUACCUCGUUUUGUCGAGUUUUUAAUGAGGGAAGAUUUUCCACAGCUUCAGUUUGAGGCUGCGUGGGCACUCACAAACAUUGCGUCCGGAACCUCUGAGCAUACAAAGGUUGUAAUUGAUCAUGGUGCGGUCCCUAUUUUCGUCAAGCUUCUAGCUUCACCAAGUGAUGAUGUGCGCGAGCAGUGUGUUUGGGCUAUGGGAAACGUUGCUGGUGAUUCUCCUAGAUGCCGUGAUCUUGUUCUUGGUCAUGGUGCUUUGACUUCGUUGCUUUCUCUGUUAAAUGAGCACGCGAAGCUUUCCUUGCUCAGAAAUGCCACGUGGACGUUGUCGAAUUUCUGUCGAGGAAAACCACAACCUUCAUUUGAGCUGACAAGGCCAGCUCUUCCGGUCCUGGAGCGUCUUAUUCAUUCAAACGACGAAGAGGUGUUAACCGAUGCAUGUUGGGCUCUCUCGUAUCUGUCUGACGGUACAAAUGACAAAAUUCAAGCUGUGAUCGAUGCUGGUGUCUGCCAACGCCUUGUUGAGCUUCUUCUUCAUCCGUCUCCUUCGGUACUCAUCCCCGCUCUUCGAACUGUCGGCAACAUUGUCACCGGCGACGAUCGCCAGACUCAGCAUGUUAUCGAGCGUGGCGCACUUCCUUGUUUGCUCGGUUUUUUGACUCAUAACCAUAAGAAGAGCAUUAAAAAGGAAGCCUGUUGGACAAUCUCAAACAUCACUGCAGGAAACAAAGAACAAAUACAGAAUGUGAUUGAGGCUGGAAUAAUCGCUCCGCUAGUCUUUCUACUCCAGACGGCUGAAUUCGACAUCAAAAAGGAAGCCGCAUGGGCAAUAUCAAACGCCACUUCUGGCGGUACUAGUGAGCAAAUCAAGUAUUUGGUGAGUCAAGGCUGUAUAAAACCGAUGUGUGAUCUGCUCGUAUGUCCAGAUCCAAGAAUCGUGACUGUCUCGUUAGAAGGGCUCGAGAACAUUCUUAAAGUCGGAGAAGUGGAAAAGCGUGACGUUAAUUUGUAUACACAGUUGAUUGAUGAUGCUGACGGGUUAGAAAAGAUUGAGAGUUUGCAAAGUCAUGAUAAUAAUGAGAUUUAUGAGAAGGCGGUUAAGAUUCUCGAGACGUAUUGGUUGGAUGAGGAUGAGGAAAAUGCGGGUGAUGGUGCGAAUACGGGUUUUAACUUGGGUGGAGAUUAUGUUAAAGUUCCGUCUGGCGGAUUCAAUUUUAACAGCUGAAGGUGCAGGGUUAUGGUGGGAUGAUGAAGUACGUCAGUGGCGUCAAAGGUCAGGUCAGGUCAGGUCAUCAGGUCGAGUCAGCAUCUCGUGUAGUUCGGUUACACAACGGUCGAGUCAGCAUCUCAUGUAGUUCGGUUACACAACGGUCGAGUCAUGGUCUUGUCUUGAAGAGAUGCAAAGGUCAAAGGUGGGUCUGUUGGUUACAGUAUAUGCCAAGGGGUUGUUGACCAAGGCCUUCUUAACGAAGGUUUACCACAAACGGUUGGAGUUGGUUGUGUCGCUUUAACGAGGGUUUAAGCAUUAUGAAUAGUACUUAUGGAUUUUAUUUAUUUAUUUUUCUAUGUUUUACGUUUCGGGUUUUUAACUUGGAUUCUUCUAGACACAUUGGUUCUUAUUUCUUUGGGUUUAAACUUGGAUUCUUCUAGACA